AGAGCUGUUCGGCGGGUGCCGGAAACCGGAAGCGCGAAAGGGGCGGUUAGCAAAAAUAAACAACCGUCUGGCUGGGGGUUGGCGACUCAAGAUGGCGGCGCUGCGGCCGAGCCGUUUGGGGCUGGGGUCUCUUCUUCUCCUGCUGCUGCUCGCUGUGGGCGACGAGGCGGCCCGGCCCGAAUUAGAGCCCGCUCCGGAGUCCCUCUCCGAGUCUUUCGAGCCGGCGCUGGGGAACACCGCCCCUUGCCAGCGGACGUGCCAGAGCACCUACCCGCUCCAUACUUAUCCCAAGGUAACAAGCGGCGGGGGGGGGGGGCGCCCCACCUUCCCUACUGAAAUAUUCCGCCACCCCCCAAGAACCACGUCACGAUAGCAGCCAGUUAGUGGGACCUUCCCUUUUCAUCUUGCCACCUGCAUUUAAGCCCCGGGCGCUCCUGGUUUCUUAAAUAAAAAAAUAAGAAUCUGACCCUGGGUUGCGGGCAGGAGGGGCAGCCCCUGCGGCAUCGCUGCUUAUAUUUAAUAUAUCUCCCCACCACCACCCUCAGUGUAGGGAUGCGACCGUGGCUUGUUUUCCUUUCGCUGUGCAGCCCUGGGGGCAACUGGCAGCCGGGGCUGAAUAUUCUUCUUGGCAAGGAAAGGGAAUGGGAAGGAAGCCACACUCCCUGCGGCGACUGCUGCUCCUCCUUUGGCCGGUGGAUGGGGCCUGACUGGUUUUGCCAGUGCUGCGAUGCCCUUCCUGGGGUUGCAACCGCCAAGCGGCUAUUAGAGCGCGGACGGAUUUCUCACCUGGUAAUCUUUGACUGCCUGAGGUGGGGCCUCGCAGCUUGGCUGGGUGCAAGUGGGAGUCUCUACAGUUGCUGUCCGCUAAGUUCUGUGCGAUCAGCUCUCCUCCACUUUCCUCUCCUCAGCUUGUUGGGCUGGCUAGUACACAAAGGAAGUGUGCAAAAAUAAAUCCUUCACGUGUACCAAAAUGCAAAGUGGCAUGAUUUAUUGUUGUUACCUGUUAGCUGCAUUCCUCAUAGAAGUGGCCCGAAGAGACUUACAAAAUGCUGGCAUAGGUCUCAGCUGUCACCUGCACAGCUACCACAUAUCUGCAAAAGGCUGUCAACUUUCAGGAAAAGGAAAACUGCUAAGAUAAGGUAUCUGGAACUGCCUUCAGAUUUUGGUUUCUCUGCAAGCACUUUUGUCAGCUGGUCUGAAGGCCAAAUAAUGGUUGGGCUAAUGAUUUUCACAUUGAUUGACAUAUGGAAACGGAAACUUUUCUAUGUUUCCCCAUGAGAUACUAAGGCUGCAAUUUUAGGUGCAUUACCUGAGAUUAAACUCUAACUAAUUCAAUGGAAUCUGCUUUUUAGUAGGCAUGCAUGGGAUUGCACUCUUAUUUCUCAGCAAACUGCAAAGUAAAAUGUAUUGUGUCUAUAUCAUCUACAGGAUUUGAUCUCUACAUUUUUAUUACAAAAAUAUAGUUGUCAUUAUAGCCCACUUUCCAGCCUAUAUAACUCCCCCAAUUCCACAUCUAGAACCAAAAUAGUGACACUUUGCUGACUUUUAUACUACUGUAAAUUCACUAAGAGUGUUUGUUCAGUAUCUGUCCUGAUAUCUUUCCUAACUCUCUUCUUCCCAGUGCACACAUGGAGCUGAGAAAAUUAUUCUUUAAUUUCACCCACCCAGCCCAGUAUUUGUGUAGCUUCUUGUAGCUACCUGCUUCUUACCGUACAAGAUAACAGGUUUCUCCUCAAUGUUAGGUCUUUACCUGUCAUGAUGAUUAUGCCAAGAUGUUAACAUAAUGACACAUCAGACCAGGGCUUCUCAGCAAACAUGCUCCUUCAUAUCUCUGCCAAAAUUCCUCCUUUCACAUCCAUAUUAUUGUUAGCUACUGUAUGUCUUCCAUGCCGUUGUUUGCCAUUGCACCCAUCAGUGUAAUCAAUACUGCUUUAAGACAUUGACACUGUUACUUUCCUUGAUAGAUACCUAUGGCACUGUUACUACACAGAAAAUACAUAGUUACACAAUGCAUUGUCAUUUGAUUGUUGAACAGCAUAAGAAUUACCAUUUUGGAGCAUGUGUGUUACACCUGCUUUCAGGUUCCUGAUUAAGACUGAAAUAUUCAUAAUAGAUAAAUAUCUAGCUUAAGAAGAAGAAGAAGAAGAAGAAGAGUUUGGAUUUGAUAUCCCGCUUUAUCACUACCGUAGGGAGUCUCAAAGCGGCUAACAUUCUCCUUUCCCUUACUGCCCCACAACAAACACCCUGUGAGGUGAGUGGGGCUGAGAGACUUCAAAGAAAUGUGACUGGCCCAAGGUCACCCAGCAGCUGCAUGUGGAGGAGCGGAGACGCGAACCCGGUUCCCCAGAUUACGAGUCUAUUGCUCUUAACCACUACACCACACUGGCGAGAAGGGGUCCAUAUGUUGACUCCACCACACUGGAGAAGGGGUCCAUAUGUUGACUGGGGAGAAAGGUAAAGGAACCCCUGACCGUUAGGUCCAGUCGUGGACGACUCGGGUUGCACGCUUAUCUCACUCUGUAGGCCGAGGGAGCCGGCAUUUGGCUGCAGACAGCUUCCAGGUCAUGUGGCCAGCAUGACUAAACCAUUUCUGGCGAACCAGAGCAGCGCACGGAAAUGCCGUUUACCUUCCUGCUGGAGCGGUACCUAUUUAUCUACUUGCACUUGACGUGCUUUUGAACUGCUAGGUGGGCAGGAGCUGGGACCGAACAAUGGAAGCUCACCCUGUCGCAGGGAUUCGAACUGCCAACCUUCUGAUCGGCAAGCCCUAGGCUCUGUGGUUUAGACCACAGCGCCACCCGCGUCCCUAGACUGGGGAGAAAGGAUACCUCAAAUACAGGUUGGUCAAAAGCAGUGCCACCCACCCCUAACUCAGGACAGCCACUCCAGAAGGAUAUCAUGGUCAGUGGUAUCAAAAACUGCUGAGAGGUUGAGGAGAAUUAACCAGGACCUAUUUCCUCUGUCUCUCUCCCAACAGAGGUCCUCAUACAGGGCAAUCGAAGCAGUUUCUGUUCCAAAACAGAGCCUAAACCCUGAUUGAAAUGGAUCUAGAAAAUAAAUUUCCAUCAAGGGCACCUGGAUCUGGUCCACGAUCACCCACUCAAGAUAGUUUAUAUUUGUGCAGCUUGUUCCAAAGUAAACUAAAUAAUAAUAUUUUAUUCAACAUCUUGGUUUCAUAUUUGUAUAAGGUGUUUCAAGGCUCAGAUACAAGACUUGUAUUAAAGCCUACUUUUACUAACCUCAGUAGUCUGCUGAAGUCUCAGUGAAAAAUCUUGGCUCACUCUUGUAGCUCUGUGAAAUAAUAAAAGCAAAAGAUUUUUGAAGUUAAACUGUGCAGCACAUUGUGUAUGUCUUUGUGGUAUGAGUAGGGUUAGAGUAGGACGAUUAUAAAAGAGUGAUACUGACCUCUUAGGUUUUCAUUACCAGGAAGAAGAGCUCUAUGCAUGUCAAAGGGGCUGCAGACUCUUCUCCAUUUGUCAGUUUGUGGAUGAUGGGAUUGAUUUGAAUCGGACCAAGUUGGAAUGUGACUCUGGUAAGUUAAGCUAGCCUCUUUUUCAGCUUGUAAUAUAUGGGUGGUCACCACUUUUCUUCCUACUCAGAGUAGGCUGAUUGAACUAUAUUGACCAGUAACUUUAUUUCAGUCAGUCUACCCAAAGUGUGACUUAGUUGGAUAUCUCCCUAGGAGAAGAAUUAACACCAUGAUGUUAAUUGAUUAACAUCAAGAGAGUUCAGCAAGGAGGAAGCUUCCAAAAUCAUGCCACAAAAUAAGUGUCCACAUAAGGGCAUGAAAUCUGAUUUAUUACAAAGUCAAAAAGUAAAUUUGGCUUAACGUCAGCAUGUGUCAGCCACAGAUACCCUGUCAUCAGGGAAAUCUAUAACAAAAUAAUAAGCCUUAAAACAUGCACUUUGUCACAUUUUGUUAGUUAUCAUAAAAUAUGUCAUUGCAAGCUUAAAAAUAAAAUGAGAAAAUAAACAAAAGCUUGCAACGUAAGAGAAUGUUGUGAUAUAAAAUAUAAUAAUAGUGUUGAUGCCUUAAGAUUUUUGUAAUUGUAGCUUCUCCUUUGAAAGAGAAUUUUUCUGAAACAAAGAGGAGUUUUCUGAGAUGAAAGAAAGUGUAAUUAAGAAGUUUUCAGUCACAAAGUUGCUUGCAGCUGGGAUGGGAAUCUCUCAGUCCCAAAGCUAUUUGCAGCUUUGUUGAGACAGUAUGGGUCUUGCUUCUACUGUAUGAGAUAGGUCUGCACCCCGUCAUAAGAUUGAGCCUGUCAUGGAAGAGAAAGUUCUGUUUCCAUGCUGAAUUGGACAUUAAAUAUAAACAUUCAUGAAUAAUAAUCUUGUAAGUUUUGAUUGGAAGUAGAUCCAUUGACUUGAGUAGUGCUCACUUCAAGUAAGCGCACAUAGCAUUGCAGCCCUAAUUGGCUUGCUGAGUAUACAGUUCUGGGAAGAGUUUAUUUUCCCUCUGCAGUUUCUCUGUAUACAAUUGUUAUUUUCACUCUGCGAUGCUAUUAUUUUUCCUGUCUCCUAUCUAAAAUGUUGGAACUGGAGCCUUUUAGAAGUUGCAUCCUGACAGAGUUGGCAAAACUGAAAGCUAAGUAUAUAGCUCAGGGGGCAUACUGAAAGUGAGUGGGUAUUCUGGUUUUAUCCUGCCCCUCUUUGAUAUUUCUGUCACUUGGGGGGUGUUUUUACAGAUCCUGAAUGCUGAAGUGUAGUUCAAUUUUGCCUCUCUUUUAUCUCACCACUGACAUAAUUGGAUUGGAAAGAUGAGCGUCAGGAAGGGAAGUCCAACAUUAGUAGCAAUAUGUGUGGUGUUGCACCCUAAUAUUCAAGUGUGCUUUAGCUGCUUAUGUGGAAGGUGUGAACAUUUAAACUGAAAGAAUGUGUCUUUUACAGCAUGUUCUGAGGCAUAUACCUCUCAGUCUGAUGAACAAUAUGCCUGCCGUCUUGGAUGCCAGAAUCAGUUACCAUAUGCUGAACUGAGACGAGACCAUGUAAGUAUUUAUAUUAGAGUGAGUGAAUACAUUUUCUCUGCUUGUAUUCUUCAACCCAUUCUUCAACUAUUUUAAAAGUAAAUUGUGGAGAGAAGCUCUGUGACAUGUUUGAAAUUUUUGCUUUUAUAUUAAUAUGUGAAUCACUAUUUAUUUGCAGCUCAUGUCCUUAAUGCCAAGAAUGCACCUUCUAUUCCCCCUUACGCUUGUGAGAUCAUUCUGGAGUGAUAUAAUGGAAACAGCCCAUAGCUUCGUCACCGCCUCAUGGACUUUCUACCUUCAAGCUGAUGAUGGCAAAAUAGUAAUAUUCCAGGUACUUGCUAACCUGCUCUUACCUGUUCUGCCAUAAGAGUUCAAGAGAACUAAGGGAGGGUGUUUUUUGUUAUUCUGUUUUAAAUCAAAUAACUCCAUGUUGAAUGUCUGGGAGUGUUCUGUUUUAUUGGGUUUGCUCUGCUUAAAAAUAUAAUGUGUCUAUUUAAAUUACAGUUUGUGUCAUUAUGUAGGUAAAUAUGUUAGGUUUGUUUCACUAAUUUGAAGGUUUUGUUGUUAUUUCAGUCAAAGCCAGAAGUUCAGUUCAUUGAAAGUCCUGGUCAGGAAACACAGGAUUUAAAAGAACCAUCAUUUCGCAAAGCAUCUUGUAAGUUGUUUUAGGGAACUUCAAGGAAUAGAAUAUGGUUUGCCAAACAGUAAGGAUGUACUGUCAGUGUCUGAGCGGCAAUUUGUAUCCAUGAUUAGAUAACUGUGGAAACCAGUAGCUUAUUUUUUAAGAUGCUUACUGUUUGGAAUUUGCUUGAUGACACAAUCUUUGUCUGAUGUUUAAACAUGGCAACUGAAACUUGUUUUUACAAGUUUUGUACUUCAGUUGCUUCAUUGGCUCUGGUUCAGCAAGACACUGCAUAUUGCAAAUGUAAGAAACAAACCCACAAGAUAUUUUUUAGCUGUUCGCUUUUUCCUAGGACUUCCUUCCAGUUAAAAAGGGGGCACUGCUCAAUCUUAACAUUUAUUUAAAGAGUUUGCUGUGUCUAGCAGGAGGAUUUACCGGAAGGAAAAAAGGUUGGGUAGACAUUUCAUAGCAUACAGAACGUAUUGAGCAUAUGUGUCUUGGAUUCUGUGAUAAAAUUAAACAAAAAUGUACUAUGAUUUUCAGUAGAUCUGCAGCCAGGAGGUCCACAGACACACAAGGGAUUCUUUGACGAAGAUGAAAGUGAUAACUUCUUCAAAUGUGUUUCAAUGUAUGUACAUUUUAGCAUAUGAAGCAUAAGAAGGGAGAGACAUGUUUCAUUCCCUAAUGCUGUAUAUCACAUGUAGUUCAACUACCAAAACAAUCGUGUGAAAUGUUUUCACAAAACAUUUUCUUAAAAUUAACAUUCUGACAUUCUAACAUGCUGUAUCUAAUUGAAUGCUCUCUAAAAACAGGAAAUGCCCAUAGUGGCACAACUUUUACUACAAACAUGCUGCUUGCAUUGAACAUUGUUUCCAAACUCAGACCAUUCUUUAAUAUUACUGUGUUAGGUCUAUCUGUAAGUAAAACAAAGUUCUGAGCAAAGCUGUUGGCUCACAUAAUAUUGAGGGUCAGUUUUAGUAUGAAAGGUGCUAAAGUAGUUGUGCUUUUAGGCUUGUGGCAGUGAUUGUUAACAGCUUUGGAUCCUAAACCAACUUCGAAAGGUCUUAAGUUCUUCUGAGCCUAGUAACCGUAGUUCCUGGUUCAGAUGAAAUUGAAAACUGGUUAACUGAAAAAGAUUUCUGUAUUUCAUUCAGGCACACCAUGAAAGGAAAUCACUGUAUUUCACAGGCAUACUGUCUGUACAUAUCUCGGCUUAUUAAGCUGAGACAUGAUCAUGUGAUCAUUUUCACUGAAGGUAAAUGGUAAUGGGAAACAAUAACCUCUUAUUAGAUCUUGAAAGCUCAAAGACAGUAGCUUUUGCUUAUUUUCUGGGACCAGAUUAAGGUACAGUAGUUGACUGUGGUGGCAUCUAAGUCUGCCUAUUUUGGAUUGAGUGUGUGUAGAAACAAUAUUUAGGGGGGAUACAAUUUUCAAUAUACCUCAAGCUUGUCUUUAUGGCUGAUCUGUUUUCUUAUAUUACAGAAAUUCUGGCUGGAUACUAACAACCACACUUGUCCUUUCUGUACUGGUGUUGCUCUGGAUUUGUUGUGCAACUGUUACUACUGCUGUGGAGCAAUAUGUUCCAUCUGAGGUAACUUAAGUCCUAAAUUUUCCAGGAUCCUAUCACAUUAUAUUCUGUGAUAUCAGAAUGCUUUGGGUUUGAUUAGAGCCCUUUUGUGCAGAAGAGAGUAUCUAAUGAUUCUCUUGUUAAUGAAACAGGAUUGUGAACAUAUAUAUUGAUUAUAUAUUGUAAGAGGUCUCACCUGCUUGUAGCUAACCUCCAAUGAAAUUGCCAAUUUAAUCAGCUGAUGUGAUCACUGGGGCAAAUACAGUAUGGAAUAUGUAAACUGGUAGUGACAGUUCAUGCUAGCUUUUUCAGGAAAACAAAAGAUAACAAGAGUGGUUUCAUGGGAUGAGUUUUGACACCUCGCAGCUGAAGCAAAGCAUGCACGUGAUUUUUGCUUAGCAAGGUGACAUUCUCUAGAUUUGGUGGGCAUUUCUGUGAGGUUGCAGUACUGAAGCCAUCUCAGUUCAUAAAAGUUAUAGUACAGUUGCAAAAAAAGGGAGAGGCAUUUCUGGUAGCAAAUAUGCCCGAAAAUGUUAAUGUAAAUAAAAUACCAUUGUAGAAGUCAUAUUGAUAGCCAUGCAUAUAUUAUGUAACAUACAAAAUGCUAUGCAGGAUUAGAUCAAGAUCUAUCAUCGAGUAGUUUGUGGAGCCAUAUGCAGCCAUUUUAAAAAGCGGUGCUCAGCUAAAGGGCUAAUUAUGUUUCAGAUGUAAUGUCCAAAAUCUUUAUUAAAAUUUGAAGUCUUCCAUUGCUACUUCCUACUAAUGCACAAUUUAAUUGUGCCUUUUCUUUGCCGGUGUCUCAAAGCCUUGAAAAUUUCACUCAUAAAGACUUGUUUAAUAUCUUCUACUCCUCACCCCUACCCCCCAACCCUAUGGUUCUGGAGAGUGAACUAAAAGUGUGUGGUCCUGUUUAACAGUAUAAUCCUAGGCAUGUUUACUUGAAAGUAAGUCCCACUGACUUCAGUAGGAGUUAUUCUCCAGUAAGUGUGCAUAAGAUUUUAAUCAUGAUAUCCAUGCACCAAGAUGUACUGGAAUAAAACUUAUUGUGUGAAAUGAUUUCCAUCUAACAUCAUUUUGUUGUUGUUGUUAUUAUUUUAGAAGCUGAGUAUCUAUGGGGAUUUGGAAUACAUGAAUGAACAAAAACUGAAUCGAUACCCAACUUCUGCUCUCAUUGUGGUUAAAUGCAAGGCUGAUGAAGAAGAAGCUGGACCUCUACCUACGAAAGUUAACUUGACUCAGUCAGCAAUAUAGAUUUAAAAAAUGAAUUCAUUAUCUUAUUCUAAGACUUCUGUUAACUUUGGUGACUUUUUCCAAUGAAGAGGCUUUUGCCGGGGUAGUCAAAAUUCAGAUUCAAAUAAAGUUACAUAAUUGAUUACUGUUCUACUGUCAUGGAAUUCAAUCUCAUUUUCCACAAGUAAAGGAAAUUGUGUUGAGCAAAUGGGGUUUGUAGAGAAUUUACAUUUAUUUGCAUCUUUUUUUUUUCUUUUUUUUUUUUGCUUACCAAAAAUCAUAAGUAUUGUCUAUACAUUAAGGUUGUGGUAUUUUCAAAUUAUGAACAUCUGUUGGUAUCAGAGUGUAUAUUUGGAAUCUUGUUUCUAAUAGUGUAAGGAAUUUUUUGUGGUCAAAGAUGCCUUUUAAGUUGUCUUCUCAGCUGUGGAUAAAUGAAACUAACAUGUAGAAUUGCUUAGAAAUCCUUAUUGCUUCAAAUGGCUCAUUUUCCACAAUAAGAGUACAUUUUUAUUGACCUUUGUGUCAGUUUCUGGCACUGAAGUACUGUGGGUCAGAAAUAAAACUUUAAUGUAUAGAGGAAUCUAUUAUGGUGUCACUUCUGUAUCCUAAAACAAAUAAGCUUCCCUGGCUUUCAUUUGCUACACUUGUUAGCUCAGAGAAAUGACUAAUUUAAACAACAACAACCUUUCCCUAAAAAACAGGCAACAUUGGUGGCAGACAAAAAUUUCUGUGUAUAUUGGACAUUGGUAUAUUUGACAUUGACUUGUUCACAAGAAGUCUCUUGACUCUCACACUCCUUCACACACCAGUUGAAAUUGAUAAAUGCUACUUUCAAUUUUAAACUAGCCACACUUCCCUCUUACGUAGAUGCCAGCCAAGAUCUGAAACCAUGGUUUGAUCCUGGCUUGUGUUCGCUAUACAGAGCUGUUGCUGGGAUCUGUUAGUUCAAAAUUGAAAUAAAAAGUUUUCAAUUUCUUCCUCUGGGGCACAAAGCAGGGAAGAUACUCACAAGCCCAAGGAUGUUGGAACUCAUUCUUGGAAUAGAUAAUCAUGGUUUCCCACUAUGCAUAAACCCAGACACAGUUUACACUUAACCCUAUCUGGGACAUGGCCAGCUUUUAAAAACCUACUUAAUGAAUAAGAAUAAAUCAUUACGUUGAGGCUUGUGACCAAACAAAUGUCUAAUACAGUUUUAUAAAUCAGUACUUUCCAGGGGAGUUUGCAAGUUCUAAUUUAUUGUUAAUAUAAUUCUAAAUGUGUUGAAUUGGGAAUUUUAUUUCAGUAUUUUUUUACAAGUGCUCUAAAAAUCUUUAAUGUUUUAAAUUUUAUUUAACCCUUGCUAAUUGGUAAAAAUGUUCUGAAAAAUAAUAAGCAUCUUUAUUUGGUUUACUGAAGUGUCCAUGCUUCAAGUAAAUGAUGAACAACAGAAGAGGAAGCUAUUGUAAACUCUACGGUGAAGUGACAAGCCAAUAAAAUUGGUAUGCCAUUCUCUAUAAAUAUCACUAUUGAAAGCAUCUCUGCAUAAUUAUAAAGUUGAUGAUUCUCUAAUAUAGUGGUGGUAGAAAAUGAGGCUUUCUGUCUAAAAGUUGAUCAAUGGGAGCCUAAUAGAAUAACUUGCAAGGGCAAUCAUUAAGCAAGUUAUAUUGCUGUGGUUUCAUCUAGUCAAUACAAAUUCUGAAGUUUAAAACUUGCCCUAUUUCUUAAAGCGAGAAACCAUGAACACUCCUUUACUAAUCUGUGAAAUAGUUACUUUCAAGCAACUUUUGCAGCUCAGUUGCUGUUUGUGUUGUACGAUAACUUCUGCAAUGUCAGUUGUCUUGAUUUUUCACUUGCUGGGCUAAAAUACCAUUGUAUUAUGCGCCAAUUAUUUCAACUACAUUUGCUUUAACUUAUACAUUUGUUUUUCAUUUGGAUUCUUGUUUUAGGAGAUGCCUUUGCAAAAUAAUCCAGACUAUAUACAGUAAAGGUUAAAUGGACUGAAAUGUAGUACCCUUACUUUGAAGGUUCAGUAUUGUUGAACUAAGGAUUCCAUAUUGCUAUGAUGUUACUGGAUUCUUCUCUCACUGUGACAACUUGAGCUGAAAUCUGUUUAAAGGUCUACAAUAAAUCAAUGGCUAAAAGAACUAGUGUAAUGUACUACUUUCCUUAGGAAGAGAAGUCAGUGAUCCCCUGUUAGCAACUGUGUCAGUCUACCAAAUUUCAGUUGUGGUUGGUCUGAAAAGCAACACUGAAAGCUCUCUUCCGGUGAUUCAGAUCAGCCGUUGAAAAAUACCUGUACAUUAAAUAUAAAACAUUGAUCUUGUUUCAUACUUCAUUUCACAGAACUGAACUGUUCUGCUCCAGCUUUGGAGAUCAAUAAAAUCCAUUGUGUUCAGU
Messenger RNA from Podarcis lilfordi (Lilford's wall lizard), 10759 nucleotides. The record is from the annotation of a GenBank genome assembly. Lineage: Eukaryota; Metazoa; Chordata; Lepidosauria; Squamata; Lacertidae.